AUGUUCUUGAUACAGUCGGUUGCGACUUGCUGCUCCCUUGGUUGGUGCGUGCUCCUCUGGCGAGCAUGGCAUACCCUUUGGAAACCCGUUCCCGAGCUCAUCAGCAUUCUCGGUGUUGAAGUCCCAGAUGCUCCUGAGGUGUCCCUCGCAGGCAUUCGAUCCGACGCGAUCACACUUCACUGGUCCCCGCCUGGAGCAAGCAAGCCUGUCAUCAGAUACGGAAUCCAGGUUAAUGGAGUCAACGUCGGUGAGUCAACGCGGUCGGAAACUGCAAUCACUGUUACAGGGCUACGUCCGGGACACUUCUACAACGUCCGAGUUAUCGCAAUUGGGUCGAACAAUUUCCAGGCGCAGAGUGAGGUUCUACGGCUGAGAACAUAUGGCCGAGAUGGGCGCCCUAUCCUUACAAACGGCCGAGUACCUUCGAAUCUAUUGUUGGAGGACCAUAAGAAUGACAACGAUGACAACCUUGCCGCAGGACCAAGCGCAGUUGUUGGAAUCGAAGCUGUACCGUUUGCAGAGGGUUCUCAGGCAAUGGUACGGGAGCCAAGUGCUAGCCAUACUAGCCAGAGGCGGAAUACUGGCGGAAGGAAACAUUCUCCAUCGAUUGCCGCUGCCGAUCAACCCCCUCUUCCCACAGCGGAUUCUAACCAAUCUGUGGAGACGAUGCAUGAAUUGACUGAGAAGUUCGAGACCAUUCGUGUGGAAACUGAAGAAAUAAUGGCUCAGCAGUUAAGGGAUAAGGAGGAGUUUGAAGUGCACAUGAAAGAUUUGACCAAGGAGCGGGACGAGAAGAAGAACCUUUUGAAAGAGAAGGAGAGAGCAAGCGAGAGGCUCAAGAGGGAGGUGCACCAGUCAGAGCAGACGAGCCGACAAGCGCAGGCUAGGAGGGCACAAAAAGAGAAGGUUUUACGAGACAAGAGAGCUGAAAUAACGAAGGUACAUGAGGAUAUGAUCAGAUGGAAGAAAGAAAUUGAAGACAUGAAAACGCAACAAGAAGCAUGGGAUAAAGAGCAGGUCAAAAUUCAGGAGGAAAAGGAGACCGAGGUCCAGAAACUCCAAGAGACCAUCGAGGGGCGCCAGACUGCUCUACUCGCACUUGAAGAAGACAUCAGAAUCAAAGGAUUGCAUAUCAAAGACCUGGAGGAAGAGCGUCAAAAACUCUUAGGAACUGAAGACGAUGAUGUCUCGAAGGAGCAGGAUGAGAAGGAUAAGCAAGAAGAUCUCGAGUGGGAAUCGACCGAGAGAAACUGGGUCCUUACGCUCAACAACCACAGCCAUCAACUCCGACACAUCGAGACGGUGAUCCACCAACAACAGAGCAACCUGGCCGCUCUAACUGCACAACAAGCCGCUAACCCAAUCAUGUAUCAUGCGAAUUCAUCUGGUGUUGAUUUUGAUCAUACUGGCGGCCAAGGGAAGGCGAAGUCACGAAGGCCUCGAAAUCGCAAGAGUCGGACCAGCACAAUUUCAUCUCCUGUUGCCGCUCAUCCUAUUGGGGACUCGCCAUACCCGAGUGCGAGUGCUUACAACAACCUUAACAAUACUGGCUCGCCUUUAUGGGCUCCGGGGCCAUAUAUAGAUAUGAACAAUGACAACGGCUUUGUACCAAUUUCGGAGCAGGUGGGCAUGAGCGAUGAAGAGGUCAGGCAGCUUACCGCUGGGGCACCUCUAAGCCCCACAGCACACGCAUUACUCCCAUCCAACAUAUUUGACACUGAAGACGAUCCGCUUAGCCCUCGUCCAGGGUCGACAAGAGGAUCCUUUGGCCCAUCCUUUUUUGGAGCAGGCUACGAGAACGAUCUACCAUCUCCUGACUCUUCUAGUCGCUCAGCGAGUCUUAUGUCCAGUCCUCAAAAUUCGGCUCAUAACCUAGCGAUUUAUGGAGUUUCUGGUCGCGACUCCCGGUCAGAGAACGACAGGAGAUCUCUCAAUUCACCUAGGGCAGAUUUUGGUGCAAUAGGAUCUCCUCCACCUGCAUCCGAGCAACCAACAUCAUCCAGACUAGGGAAUCUCUUGAACUUCUCAAGGUCACGAGGAAAGACAAUGCAAGACGACGGGCCUGCUCUGGGAUCACUAAAACAAGGCCAAAGCCAAUCGUUCCCUCGCUCUACAGACGAGCCGGAUGUUGCGGCUAUUAGAUCCCGUCGAAUCAGCUUUUCUUCACCCGGCUGGGGUAUGCCCUUCCUUCGUGGGUCUGCUACAGGAGAGCCAUCAACGGCCGGUAAUGCUCCUGCUCCUGCCAGAAACCUAGGUGCCAGAUCACGACGCGGGUUCAACAUGUUUAGUUCAAGUACAGACGAUACGGGGGCCUAUUCGGAAAGGGAUCCUAGUAGCCCUAGGCCACUAUCCAUCGCUUCCUCAGACCUUCCGCGUCCUUCGACCGAUAGUGCACCCUUCGGCUGGGGGCCCGCACAUGACAAUGUCAUCAACAGAAACAGCCCUCUGGCUACCAAUUGGUCACAUACCCCUGCUCCAACUUGGUCUAGAAAUCCGUCAAGGAGACCAAGUCUGCAGCAUGGCUCUACAACUGCCUUGACAGCUCUUGGUAAGGAUGAUGGGUCGUUCCCGGACAAUCAAACAAGUCCGCCUCCGGGGGUUGGUGUGAUUGGCACACGGCCUUCUUCAUCCCAUGUUACUCCCAAACUGAAUCCCGCCGCGCCAGCUUUCAAAGGUUUUAGCUUCCUAGGAUCGAAAUCUGGCAAAGACAAGGGUAAGGGGAAGGAAAAGGCAGUAGACACACCUACCGCUAUGGACGAAGUUAUUCAGAAUGCCGACAGCUCAUCACCAGCAGAACCAAGGCCGUCUCGAGACACUCCUUCCAUCCACACCCAGAACAGCAUGGCCGAGUCAUAUGAGAGCUUGGAAAGAACGUCAAGCAACACGCCUUCUGAGAUGACCAACCCGUCAGCUGCCAGCACCAAGGAGAAGGAAUCGACCUUCAAGCAACUCCUUCGGAAAGGUAGCGCGAGUAAAUUCAGCACGUCUUUCCGGAACAAAGAUUUUGGCUUGUUCAGCGGAAAGAAAGGGGGGAGUAGUGCGGCCAAUUCUGACCGGAACGCUUCGGUUGAACGGGAUGGCAGCUUGGAUGAGUACGGUGAGGAUGCGGGACUAGGAAGGAGCGCGGACAGCGUUACUAGUAGCCCGAUGGUUGGCAGCACAGGGUCAGGGGAAUGGGGGAAGCAAGCAGGGACGCCCAAGGAGGGCCGGAAAAGUAUGAAUUGGGGCCGGUUCGGGAUGAAGAAGAAGGGCAGGGAGAGCUUGGAGGUGGACCGCAGUGAGGCGGAGACCACAGGCACAGAGGACGAGACAUGA
Messenger RNA from Hyaloscypha bicolor E, 3315 nucleotides. RefSeq lists its product as uncharacterized. The transcript has 3 exons. Lineage: Eukaryota; Fungi; Ascomycota; Leotiomycetes; Helotiales; Hyaloscyphaceae. The record is from RefSeq and is a predicted model, not a curated record. Gene Ontology annotation, molecular function: protein binding. Bases 1 to 3315 code for a protein of 1104 amino acids.